Messenger RNA from Triticum aestivum (bread wheat), 1446 nucleotides. RefSeq names its product luc7-like protein 3. The transcript is spliced from 6 exons. Gene Ontology annotation, cellular component: U1 snRNP. The record is from RefSeq and is a predicted model, not a curated record. The coding region runs from base 189 to 1220 and encodes 343 amino acids. Gene Ontology annotation, biological process: mRNA splice site recognition. NCBI's taxonomy places the organism in Eukaryota, Viridiplantae, Streptophyta, Magnoliopsida, Poales, Poaceae. Gene Ontology annotation, molecular function: mRNA binding.
UCUGCACCGCAAAACUCUCUCUUUUAUUUAUUUUAUUUUCUCCUCUCGCUCAACUGGUCCGCCUCCAUCGCCGCCGCCUGCUGAUCUCUCCCUAGGGUUAGGGUUUGCGGCCGGAGCGGAGACCCGAUUGGAUUGGAUUGGAUUGAAGCGGCCGGCGCAGCGUGGUGGAAUCGAAUCGAAAAGAUUCGAUGGACGCGCAGCGUGCUCUGCUGGACGCGCUGAUGGGGUCGUCGCGGGACCUGACGGAGGAGGAGAAGAAGGAGCACCGUGAGGUGGCGUGGGACGACCCCGACGUGUGCGCCCCCUACAUGGCCCGCUUCUGCCCCCACGACCUCUUCAUCAACACCAAGAGCAACCUCGGAGUAUGCCCAAAGAUCCACGACCCGGCCCUAAAGCAAAGCUUCGAGUCCUCCCCCCGCUACGCCGCCGCCCUCCCCAAAUUUGAGGCCGACCUCGCCCACCGCUGCGAGAGGCUGGUCCAGGACCUGGAUAAGAAGAUCAGGCGCGGCCGCGACAGGCUGGCUCAGGACGUCGUCGAGCUGUCGCCCCCUGCUGCCCACGCCGAAAAGGUCGAGCAGCUCUCCAUCCUCGAAGAGAAGAUCAAGAAGCUGCUCGAGCAGAUUGAGCAGCUCGGCGACACCGGCAAGAUCGACGAGGCCACCGCCCUCAUGAGGAAGGUGGACAUUCUCAACCUCGAGAAGUCGGCUCUCACCCACCAGAUUGAGACCAAGCUCUCCAUGGUCCCGCAAGAGAAGAAGAUGGAGCUCUGCGAGCAGUGCGGCUCCUUUCUCGUCACCAACGACGUCCUUGAGAGGACGCAGUCCCAUGUCACUGGCAAGCAGCACAUUGGUUAUGGUCUGGUCAGGGAAUUCCUCGCAGAAUACAAGGCUGCGAAAGAAGCGGAGAAGCUUGCAAGGGAGAAGGAAGCAGAGGAGCGUCAGAACCGGGAGAGAGGAUACCAUAACAGAGGCCACCGCGACGACUAUAGGGAGAGAUCCAGGGAGCACGACCGUGACCGCUACUAUGAGCGGAGCCGUGACAGAGAGAGGCCCUAUGAGCAGGGAGGUAGAGGGUCGGACUAUAGAGGCGGUUCCUAUAACAGCCGGAGGGAUUCUGAAAGGGCGAGGCCCAGAGACAGGAACGGUGGUGAUUUUUCAAGAAGAGGAGACCCGGGGAGGAUGAGGAGCAGGUCCCGGUCUCCGGGCAGGCAUGGUUAUUAAUCAUUUCAAGUUAUAUGAGACUCGUGAGGAUUGGAUCGUCAACUUGGGUACAUGAACCAGAAGAAUUCGAGCGAGUGUUGUUGACAGAGAUGAAUGCUAGAUUUCAAUCAAUUACAGAAUCACCCUUUUGGUUCAUCACUUGUUGAAUUUGAGCAUGUAAAAAUCAUCACUUGUUUGAGACUCGAAACGUUUUGGAGUAUGUUCAAGUUGUAUUUUCUCGCAAAUG